Saprolegnia parasitica CBS 223.65 is the source of this 1622-nucleotide messenger RNA. RefSeq lists its product as hypothetical. The record is from RefSeq and is a predicted model, not a curated record. The transcript has a single exon. Bases 9 to 1622 code for a protein of 537 amino acids. Lineage: Eukaryota; Oomycota; Saprolegniomycetes; Saprolegniales; Saprolegniaceae.
UUGGCGUGAUGCGACGACGCGUGGCACCCACGGGGGCUGAUGUGAGCGCGCCCAUUCGUCUGAACCGACGUUCACUGGCGAUGAGUGUUCUCUUCUGCGUCAACCUCCUCUUAAUGCCGUUCAAAGCGUACCUCUCGGAGGACUCGCCGUUCCACCAGUCGAGUGCGGUGCCGCCAGCGGCGUUGCAGCCUACGCUGACAUCGCCCAACUUUACGACCUUCGCGCCGCCGUUCUUGUCGUUGCUCCAAGACCGGUUUGCACACAUGGACGCUAGUGCGAGGGCGCGCGCUGACUUCUUCUACGAUGACACGUACCGCGUCGACGUCUACCGGCGCGUCUUGGUUUUGAACCACUCUCCGACGGCACUCGUCCUCGCGUUUCCCACGUCCAUGUUCUACACGUCGUCUGCAGCGGCACUGAUUCAGACGCACGCCAACGGCGCACUCGAGGACGUCGAGUUCGCGUCGUACGUCACCUUUCUCGACCUCGUGGGGUUCACGCUGGCCGCAUGGGUACGGCGCGGCAACACCAUUUCUGGAAGCUCGAGCAAGGUGAACGAGUACACGAUCUACUUUGCGAUGCGCACGAUCGACUUGCCGUACUUUCUCGUGUGCUCCAAGUUCGCGAUCCGAUGUCUUCUCAGCCUUGGCACGGCCAGAUACUUUUACAAACACUACUACGGCGCGGUGCGGAGAUUGCUGCUCGCGUACCGCCGGACGCCACGACCAGCAGGCGUCAGUCAUCUCGAGUUGCUCGUUGGCGAGCCAACAGACUUCGUCUUGACGAAUGGCUGGAUCACGCUUGGCUACACGAUGGACUGCGUGCAGAGUUUGCAGUUCAUCGGGCGCGCCAUGAGCCGAGCGAGCAACAUGGAUAUUCAGCCCGUGGCGGGUCUCAUCGCCAUCGUGUAUCUCUCCCGGCUCGUCUGGUUUAGCUAUUUGGCGCUAAUAUGGCUUUCCCGAGUGCUCCAUUGGCGACAGCUGGCGCACCUAUACGUGCCCGUUGACUCGCUCGUGGUCGCAGCGCUCACAACGCUCAACGCGGCAGGUGUCCUUGCGCUCUGCACCAACUCGUUCGAUUUCCUCUCAAUGUUUUACACGCUCAUGCAGUCGGUGGUCUUCGCCGAGCAUGCACAGUAUCAAGUAGACUCGACGCUUGGAUUGAUAUUCUUCGCCAGCUUCACCAGCUUGACACCUCUUGGGCUCGGUUUCUUGCUCGCGUACUGGAACCGGUGGCGGCCCACGGUAUGCCUACCAGUGAUCUCGUUGCGUGCGCGAGUGCUGCUGUGGCUCUGCGGCAUUCGUGGCACGUCACUGGCAGCCAAGAGGUGUGUCGCCCCAUACCUUGCAACAUUCCUUACGACGCACCCAAGUGCUCGAGCCAACUGCACACUCAGUCACGAAGAUGAAGACUGCUAUCUCGUUGCGUACAGCAAAGCGCAUACUGUGCUCUGGGUGCGCCGGCUGGUCUGGACCAAAACGCUGGCACUGCAGCGCGCCACGUCAUUGAUCACGGCCGCCUCACGCGAUGCCACGUCACCGGUCGCGCAUUUGUCGGCCGACGUGGAACACGACGCUUGCAUCACAUUAGGAACUGACGACGCCUACGAGUGGAUUUACUAG